Messenger RNA from Corylus avellana, 735 nucleotides. RefSeq names its product HVA22-like protein K (gene HVA22K). NCBI's taxonomy places the organism in Eukaryota, Viridiplantae, Streptophyta, Magnoliopsida, Fagales, Betulaceae. The record is from RefSeq and is a predicted model, not a curated record.
UCUAUCAAACAGAAAAUCCAAAAAACUCUAUGAUAAUUAUAGUUAAACACUAGUACUGAAAAUUUAAAGAUUGGUUCGUUGGAUUCGAAGCGCGUAGUUUCGCAGAAAUGGCACUUCUCGGAUCCAACGUAACAAGCGAGGUCGGGCUGCGGUUGCUUCUUUGUCCUCUUGGUUCUAACAUUGUAAUUCGAACAGCAUGCUGUUCUAUUGGGAUUGCUUUACCUGUGUACUCUACAUUCAAGGCAAUUGAGAGGAAAGAUCAAAAUGAGCAACAAAGGAUGCUUUUAUAUUGGGCAGCUUAUGGAUCUUUCAGCAUUGUGGAAGUCUUUUCUGACAAGCUUAUUUCUUGGUGUCCUUUGUACUACCACCUGAAAUUUGCGUUUCUUGUUUGGCUUCAACUUCCAUCUACUGAUGGGGCCAAGCAAUUGUACAUGAACCACCUACGUCCAUUCUUCUUGAGGCACCAAGCUAGAGCUGAUCAAAUUAUGGGUUUUGCAUAUGGUGAAUUGAUUAAACUCAUAAGUGCGCAUCAAGCCGAAAUUCAGUUUGUUAAGAACAUGGUUGUGAAGAUCAUGGGAUCAGCGGACCAAUUUCUAAGGGCUGCUGUGAAACCUGAUCAACCACGACAGCACACUGCAAUUGAAGGCCCGAUAAGAACAUCCCCAGAUACCGACUCAGAUCAUGAUGGUUGAUGCCUUCCUGUAAAUGUGCAUGAUUUUCAGGCAGUUUUAUGUC